Melanaphis sacchari is the source of this 3204-nucleotide messenger RNA. RefSeq names its product MAGUK p55 subfamily member 7 (gene metro). The record is from RefSeq and is a predicted model, not a curated record. Gene Ontology annotation, cellular component: plasma membrane; cell-cell junction. Gene Ontology annotation, molecular function: protein binding. The transcript is spliced from 13 exons. NCBI's taxonomy places the organism in Eukaryota, Metazoa, Arthropoda, Insecta, Hemiptera, Aphididae. Bases 1115 to 2977 code for a protein of 620 amino acids.
GCGUUUAGUCGACUUACACGCGCGGACCGAAUGUCGUGAACGACGUGAACCGCCGUAAAACUAGCGAUCGGUGCGUCUGAAAAACGGAACGGGAGGAGAGCAAUGAGAAAUUAAAAUAAACCUGCACGUCUACAAUAAUAUUUUACCUCACGGGAAACAUCGAUCGUCGAUUGACAUUGUCGGGGAGGGCCACUUUGGGAAUUCGUGAAGUUUUUGGGGAUCGUCAGAAAAAAAAAAAAAAAAAACAACAACCACCCGUUCGCGCUAAUUUGAACAGAUCGGACGACAAUUGAAAUGAAAAUAAUAAUAAUAAUAACGAAUGAAAACCUAAACGUUAAGAUAAAAAAAAAAGGAAAAAAAUUAUGAUCUAAAAAUUCCUUGUCGUCGGAACCGGUGCGAAAACCUGCGCGAAACGGGACUACGGGAUCGGGGUUGGACACGGUUGGAAUUUCGGUGGCGAUCGGGAUUUUUUAACGCUUAGUCGUCCCGACGGUCCGACGGAUCGGUCGGGAUCGGAUACGCGCCAAACGGCCGCAAAUCGCCGUACAUUCAGCAGUAGCUGAUGAAAAUAGUUUAACAAUCAAUAAUUAUAAUUAAAAUCGUGGAUUCGCCAGCGGUCGGGCGGGAUUCGCCCCACGAGGGGCCUUAUCGUCGGCGGAGCGCCGUGCAGAAAGUGGACGUGUAGGAGGGAAAGGGAGGCGCCCUGCGUUGGCGGCACUGCGGCGGUUUCAGCUGACCCAGAAUCGGAUUGCGCGCGCCAGCCAGUACUGCGGGAAAAAAUAAAAUAAAAGAAAAAAAUAGACAAAAUACACAAUAUUAUAUGGAAGCGAAACUCUAUUACUGUAGUGGGUAACUGACAAUUGUGCCUACUCACUACUGCCCCCUUUUCUUUUUCUUUUUUUUUUUUUUAUAAUACUGUGUAAAAUUAAUACUUCACACCAAACUACCGUUAAAUGCGAUCGCCGUGUGCACGUCAUUGCGCAGCGCUGUAGUGAUUAGUGUGUAUGAAUCGCACGCUGACACGGUGAUGUCAACGAUUUUUGUCGUGGACGGGCGUUUAUCUGUUGCAGAUGGUGCUAUGCCCGUCGUUGUGCAAGUUUACUGUUAAAAAGACAUGAGUGUUGCAAUGGAACAGAACGGCGGUGGGGCAUUCGAUCCUGCUUUGGCUGGCCUAUUGGAGUCGUUGGUAGGAUCACGAGAUGCCAUAUCUGCAUCCAAAGAAGAACUGGACUUUUUGUCUAACUUAUUGCAAAGUAAAGAAUUGCACGCUCUGUUCAAAGUCUAUAACACCAUUGUUGACCGAGUUCGUGACGAUCGAAGAUGCUCUCCCGUAUUGUCAAGUUCUAUGCAAACUACAUUGGACGUCAUGGAAGUAAUAUUACCUAGGAUUUCACUCAGCGAUACAUCCAGACAACUUUUUCAACUAUUACAAAACCCUCAUAUACAAGGACUUCUGUGUGCCCAUGAUGCAGUAGCUCAAAAAGAUUACCUGCCCCGACUGCCAGACAUUCCUCAGGAGAUGGAUGAGGACGAAGAGACAAUCAAGAUUGUACAAUUGGUUAAAAGCACUGAACCAUUGGAUGGGGAACCUGAUUCAGCUGAACCAAUUGUGGGUGCCACAAUAAAAACUGAUGAAGAAAAUGGAAAAAUCAUUAUAGCAAGGGUCAUGCAUGGUGGUGCUGCAGAUAGAUCUGGUUUAAUUAAUGUUGGUGAUGAAGUUUGUGAAGUUAAUGGAAUAAAUGUUGAAGGAAAGUCACCUGCAGAUGUACUCCAAAUACUACAACAUUCUGAAGGGACAAUAACUUUCAAAUUAAUUCCGGCAGACCCAAAAAAUGGAGCACGAGAAAGCAAAAUGAAAGUCCGAGCCCAUUUUGAUUUUAAUACUGAUGUUGAUCCUUACAUUCCAUGCAAAGAAGCUGGCCUAAGUUUUACUAAAGGAGAAAUACUUCAUAUUGUUAGUCAGGAUGAUCCUUAUUGGUGGCAAGCCCGUAAAGAAGGAGAUCGUAAUAUGAGAGCUGGACUUAUACCAAGUAAAGCUCUUCAAGAACGUAAAAUAAUUCAUGAAAGAUUGUCUAUGGCUGAUCAAAAAAAGAAAUGGGUCCUGGAUACCAUUAAUGGGGGUUGUAUUGGUGGGGGCGGUAUGACAUGUUUGCCAGACCGUUCAUUAGCCAAGGACCCAAUAUGUGGGUCAUUGGCGGCUCUGAACGAUCUCGGUGAAGACAUGGCGUCCGAAUGUUCGGUACGUACACGUGUUAAAAAGGUUAUCUAUGACGCAGCUGAAAGUGAUGACUAUGACCGUGAAGACAUUGCAACUUAUGAAGAAGUGGUUAAGUUGUAUCCAAGACCUGAACAUCCUCGACCCAUCGUUUUAAUUGGACCACCUGGAGUUGGUAGAAAUGAACUAAAGAGACGCAUUAUGGAAUUAAAUCCUGACAAAUAUCACACACCCGUACCACAUACAACCAGAUCUCCUCGGCCCGGAGAAGUAAAUGGUAAAGAAUACAAUUUUGUUCAAAGAGAAUUGAUGGAAGAACAAAUAGCUCGUGGUGAAUUUUUAGAAUUUGGUGAAUACAAAGGCAAUCUUUAUGGUACAUCUUUAGAAAGUGUUAAAUCAAUCAUACGUUCCGGACUUACGUGUAUUAUAAAUCCACAUUAUCAGGCAUUGAAAAUGUUACGCAAUCCUGAUAUAAAACCUUACAUUGUAUAUAUUAAGCCACCAAUAUUUGACAUAUUAAAAUCAACUAGAAAUGCAGCAUUUGCAAUGUCAACAUUUGAUGAAACAAAUUCUAGAGGUUUUACAGAUGAUGAGUUCAAUGAGAUUUUACGGAGUUCCAAGCGAAUAGAAUUUCUGUAUGAUCACUGGUUUGAUGAAGUAAUAGUAAAUGACGAUUUCAAGUCAGCUCUGGAGCAAUUAUUAGAAGCAGAUCAUAAAUUAAAAACUGAACCAUUAUGGGCACCUGCUGCUUGGUUACAGUAGUUUGUACAUUAUGUGUGGAAACUAGUCAAUCAUUCUUAACUCGCCACCAAAACAGUAUUUAUAAAUGUCCAAUAGAACACAUCAAACUUCGACCAAAGAAAACAAAAAACAAAACAAUCAACCAUUUUGUUCUAAUUUUGAAUGGAUGUAGAUGUAUAAUUUUAAUAGAUUUUAAAAUAAUAUAAAAGUUAGAGAAGAGUACUGAAAAUAAAAUACAACUCUUUACA